Molecule: messenger RNA, 2994 nt
Organism: Heterotrigona itama
Lineage: Eukaryota; Metazoa; Arthropoda; Insecta; Hymenoptera; Apidae
Source: the annotation of a GenBank genome assembly
AUGAACUUUCGAGUUUUGAGAGUUUUGAUAAGAAGGUGUGAAUAUCGUAAUGUGCAACGCAUAUCUCUCAGAGAGGACGAAGCGAAUUUCCAGAGUCUAGUACAUAGUGUUUUUCAGUCUUAAAGAGCUGAUUUUGGAUCGUAAUGGGAUCAAGGAGCUACCGCACGAGCUCGUGCAGCUGAAGAAGUUGAGAAACAUUUCCCUGGCUGGAAAUUGCCUCAGCAGCUUGCCGUCUUUCUUCAACAUGCGAGCCCUCGCGCUAACGGACGUUUUGACGAAAACAGACCACAGCAAGGGCUGUAAAGAUGACAAGAAUAAUCAGAAUUUGUAUAAGGUCAACUUGCGAAAUAAUCAACUGAAAGGAAACAUCAUACUUGGAAAUUACGGAAAUUUAACGCAUCUAGACGUCAGUGAAAAUAGCAUUGAGAAAUUGGACAUCAGUGCUCUUCAAGAAUUGAGGAGCGUUCGUUGCGCGCGAAAUAUUUUAACAGAGCUGACGGUCUGUGGGAGAAAUAUCGUGUCUCUUAUUGCCGGAAACAACACAACAAUUUAGAUGCACUGCCCGAAUGGAUACCGGAUCUACCCUUGUUGCGCGCACUUUUUGCAUCUCACAACGCUUUAACAGCCCUACCAGACAGACUGUUGACGCAACCGUCGAGACUGGAAGUCCUUCACCUACCCCAUAAUAGGCUACAAGCUCUUCCACCACCCAGGAAACCACUAAACAUCGUUCACUUGACGCUGCAAGACAAUGCACUGACAGCAUUGCCAACGAGUUUCUUCCUCAACACGGAAAAGAUGAAAGUAUUGAAUCUCUCGAAUAAUCGACUGUCCGAGCUCCCGCACUUGGCAGAAGGAAAUAAAAAUCGUCACACUAAUCACAAUUUGGAGAAACUGUAUCUGACUGCGAAUUGCUUGACAGACACCGCUUUGGACACACUUGCCAAAUUGACUUCAUUGAGGGUUCUUCAUGUAGCCUAUAAUACUUUGGAUACACUUCCGGAAAGUUGUAUAGCUUCAUGGAGAGACCUAGAAGAAUUAGUACUAUCUGGGAAUCGUCUUCAAUACUUGCCCGAUAACGUGGCCAAUUUACGGCAUUUGGGCGUGUUGCGUGUCCACUCCAAUCGGCUUCUAACUUGCCCGACGUUUAACAAAACAGCAUCGUUGAAGGUAUUAGAUUUAGCUCAUAACCAUCUGGACAGGGUGAACUUGGCCACUCUAGUGCCACCACAACUUCAAUUUCUCGACAUAUCGUGCAAUUCGAGACUCCACGUGGACCCCAGACAAUUCCAGGUCUAUAGAUCGCAACGACCAAUAUCCUUGGUUGAUGUGUCUGGACAAAAUAGACCGAGUUUACCUUCUCAUCCUCAUCAGCAGGAAAUCGUUUCCGCGGAAAAGGGAUUGGAACAGCCAUGGAGAUUGGGUUUUUCAGAAACUGCUGGAUCCAGAGAAAGAUUGUACGUGUCGCAAGUUCGGAUGCCAUCCUUCUGUAACGUGGAGGGUCUGUUCGGUAUAUUCGACGGCGGUUCGAACCAAGAGGCGCCGUGCGCGCUCCAGGAAAUGAUUCCGCGCCUUUUGCUGGAAGAGAGGACCGUACGAGAGACGUCCAAGGAAUACUUAAAAUACACGUUACUGUCCGCUCACAGAGAGUUGAAGGAGAAAGGGCAAAAAUACGGGAUCGACGCCACUCUGGUGCACAUUGUCCGAAUUCAGGCGCUACAAGGAUACCCGAAAAUGUCGGCGAGAUAUUCGUUGAAGGUGGCUACCUCGGGUGACGCAAAGGCAGUUCUCUGUCGAGCUGCUGGCCCGUUGACUCUGGCAACUUCGAAAAAGGUCCCUGUGAAAAAUCAAUUAGGUAACGCGGCCAUGUUCCCUCUGGUGGUUCCCGACCCGACCUUCGAAGAAGUGGACCUAGAAGACGAUGACGAGUUUGUAAUAAUCGGCAACAGAAGAUUGUGGGAAGUGUUGAGCGUUCAGGAAGCCGUUCGGGAGGCCAGAGCUGAAGCCAGCCCUGUUUUGGCGGCUAAAAGACUUCAAGAUCUGGCGCAAGCCUACGGCGCGGAGGACAAUCUGAGCAUCGUGGUGGUACGACUGACUGGACCUAAUCAGGGUGAUUUGGAUCAAUUGAUGAGGGAACUGAGACACGCGGUUGGAAAGAACAGAGGUCAAACAGAAGCCGGAUGUCCUUGUGCUUGUUGCGUGCCACCUGCGGCUCACAAACCGCCGGGACCUUGCUGUUGUCACGCGAACGAAGGCUAUUAUUUGAACGGCGUGUUGAAAAGCAUAGUGAAUAGGUCAAACAAAGCUCACAACGGAUCCGGCAGAUAUUUCAAGAACCGUCGAUCGGCGCAGGAAAACGAAAGCCCACCGUACAAGGACGACAGGAGUUCACCGAGCGGUCAAUCCGAUCAAGCCAGCGACAGUACCUUCAAAUCGAGGCAUCCUUCUGGUAGAGUCUGGUCCGGGAACGCCGCAUCCAGAGCCACGAACAAAGCUCGGCAGAAUGUUCUCGUGAACGAAAAUGGCACGGGAAAGGUAUCUACCUGCUUAAUGGCUCAAGAGGACACUGUGUCUGAAAGAUCCGGCGCUUUAAGUGAGGAGCAAUUCCGUUGUUGGGAAUACAUGCUGGAACAAAACACUCAACUGCUGUUCGACAAGGAACUGGACACUCUGACGAGAACCCCUUUACGACGUGGCCAAUCGAGAUCAACGCCUCAAUUAACUAGCAAUUUGCCUUUUCUAUCGAAGAGGUUUGGAAGUGCCAGAUCCUUUAAUCCUUCUUUACCGAGACCGCCCAUUGUUCGAUUUGGCAGUGGAAGAAGAUUACUGAACGGAGGGCCAAAUGCAGCUUAUUUCGGCAGUCUACAGAGGCUAAUGCCGUAUAAUCUCGAGUACGAUUUCGCUGUCAUUCAAGAAAGAAACGGAUUAGAUUCGUUGGAGCAGGACGCGACGAGAAUGCAACAAUAUUGGGGAGUGGCUACAACUGAAUUGUGA